AUGAAUUUUUUAAAAUACCAAAAUUUUUCUAACCGUAAUGUUAAUAUUGAAGUGCCUGUUUUAUCAGACCCAAGAACUAAUGUUUUACAAAAUAUUUAUAGUCAAUCUAAUGACGAAUUAUGGAUUGACUCAUGGCUGCAACAAAAUAAUGUCUACCACCCCAUUCCUAAAAUUAGAAUCAACAGAGCAUCCAGUGUCAUAUCUAUUUGUGAAGCCCAAUCUUCUCUUAAAGAAUGCCUAAUAUUAUUAGAAAAACUAACCAAGACCCAUCAAGAAUUAGAAAGUAAUGUCGAUAGAUUAUCUUCUAAUGAAUGGAAGCAAAAAACCAUAGAAAUUGGUCACAUCAAAGACCAGUUUACAAGGCUGGUGUCAAAAUUUGAAAGUGGUGAUUCAAUUUUUACCUUAAAGAAAGCCAUCGAUAAGAGAAAGAAGAAGAGACUAAGUCAGAAAAAGAAAAAGGAAUUUAGAAAGCAAAAGAUCGAAGAAAAGUUCCAAAUCAGGGAAAAAUUGCAUAAAAGUAUAGACCAGUGGUUGGCUAAAAAAAAGGAAGAUGAUGAAAAACUCAAAAUGGAAGAAGACAUGCAAAAAGAUGCCGAUUGUGUAUUGGCUGAAGUAACAAAGAAAAAGUCAGAUGCUAGAAAACAAAUGGCUCUAGUUGGAUCUUUAGCUAAACUAAGAUUUAUCAGACACCACAUGGCUGUCCAAAGGGGUGAGAAACCCUCUUUAGAAGAUCAAAAUGCCUUUAACAUAACAGUCAUAAAACUAAAAAAUAUGUGGGAAUCGUCUCUGAAAACGUAUAUGAUAGAAGAACAAGGUCUGAAACUUAUGUUGGAAAAAAAUGCCACUGAAGAUACUAAAACUGCCGAACUGGCAAAAGAAAGAAAAUUGUUAGAAGAAUGGCACACUGUUUUCUUUGGUCCUCGACAGAUUAUCCCACAGGACAAUGCCACAUAUUGGGCUCUGACUGCUGCAGAAAGAGACAUGGAAACCUUUAUUGCAAUAAGAAAAAGCUGGGAUACUUUUCUCGUAAAUCCCGCCAAUGAAAUGGGCUCUAAAAUUCCAGUAGGAUGGGUCCUACCAUGUGCAAAUACAAAUGAAAGCUGGGCGAAAUAUUUAUCUACUUCUUAA
This is a messenger RNA of Psylliodes chrysocephalus, 1128 nucleotides long. The record is from the annotation of a GenBank genome assembly. NCBI's taxonomy places the organism in Eukaryota, Metazoa, Arthropoda, Insecta, Coleoptera, Chrysomelidae.